GGGGUGGGGGAAGUGGUUGCCAAGCAACAUUGAGAAGUCAGGAUGACCAUCCCCCUGCGCCGAAGGAGGCUUUGCAGGCAGGCGUCCCCUCAGGCCGUGCUGCUCCUGCUGUUCGCCUUCUGUGUGCUCAGCGUUUUUGUCUCUGCCUAUUACCUGUAUGGCUGGAAGAGGAACCUGGAGCCCUCAGGUGAGGUCACUGGGCCUGACUGUAAUGAGGAGCCCCAGAUCACUCCAUCGCGCCUGCUCCCCCUCAAGACCCUGAAGGUGUCCUCCUCAUCGCGAACCGAUCCCCUUGUGCUGGUGUUUGUGGAGAGCCUGUACUCCCAGCUGGGCCAGGAGAUCGUGGCCAUCCUGGAGUCCAGCCGAUUCAAGUACCGGACAGAGAUCGCCCCCGGAAAGGGGGACAUGCCCACGCUCACGGACAAAGACAGGGGCCGCUUUGCACUCAUCAUCUAUGAGAACAUCCUCAAGUACGUCAACUUGGACGCCUGGAACCGGGAGCUGCUGGAUAAGUACUGCGUGGAGUACGGUGUCGGGAUCAUUGGCUUCUUCAAGGCCAAUGAGAACAGUCUGCUGAGUGCUCAGCUCAAAGGUUUCCCCCUCUUCCUCCAUUCGAACCUGGGCCUGAAGGAUUGCAGCAUCAACCCCAAGUCCCCGCUGCUGUACGUGACCCGGCCCAGCGAGGUGGAGAAAGGCCUCCUGCCUGGGGACGACUGGACCGUCUUCCAGUCCAACCACUCCACCUACGAGCCGGUGCUGCUGGCCAAGACCAAGUCGGCCGAGUCCAUCCCCCACCUGAGCGUGGGGGCCGCCUUGCACACUACGGUGGUGCAGGACCUGGGGCUGCACGACGGCAUCCAGCGGGUGCUCUUCGGCAACAACCUCAAUUUCUGGCUGCACAAGCUGGUCUUUGUGGACGCCGUCGCUUUCCUCACUGGCAAGCGACUUUCCUUGCCCCUGGACCGCUACAUCCUGGUGGACAUCGAUGACAUCUUUGUGGGCAAGGAGGGCACCAGGAUGAAGGUGGAGGACGUGAAGGCCCUGUUUGACACUCAGAAUAAACUGCGCGCACACAUCCCAAACUUCACCUUCAACCUGGGGUACUCAGGGAAAUUCUUCCACACAGGUACAGAUGCUGAGGAUGAUGGCGACGACCUGCUCUUGUCCUAUGUGAAGGAGUUCUGGUGGUUCCCCCACAUGUGGAGUCAUAUGCAGCCCCACCUCUUCCACAACCAGUCUGUGCUGGCUGAGCAGAUGGCCCUCAAUAAGAAGUUCGCUGUCGAGCACGGGAUCCCCACCGACAUGGGUUACGCCGUGGCCCCCCAUCACUCUGGUGUGUACCCGGUCCACAUGCAGCUGUAUGAGGCCUGGAAGCAGGUGUGGGACAUCCAGGUGACCAGCACCGAGGAGUAUCCCCACCUGAAGCCUGCCCGUUACCGCCGGGGCUUCAUCCACAACGGGAUCAUGGUCCUUCCCCGGCAGACCUGUGGUCUCUUCACCCACACCAUAUUCUACAAUGAGUAUCCCGGAGGCUCCAGCGAACUGGACAAAAUCAUCAACGGGGGAGAGCUCUUCCUCACUGUGCUGCUCAAUCCCAUCAGCAUCUUCAUGACCCACCUGUCCAACUACGGCAAUGAUCGCCUGGGACUGUACACCUUCAAACACUUGGUGCGCUUCCUUCACUCUUGGACCAACCUGAAGCUGCAGACGCUGCCACCAGUCCAGCUGGCUCAACGAUACUUUCAGAUCUUUUCUGAGGAGAAGGACCCUCUGUGGCAGGAUCCUUGUGAAGACAAGCGGCACAAAGACAUCUGGUCAAAGGAAAAAACGUGUGACCGGUUCCCCAAACUCUUAAUCAUUGGACCCCAAAAAACAGGCACUACAGCCCUGUAUCUGUUCCUGGGAAUGCACCCGGACCUGAGCAGUAACUACCCAAGCCCAGAGACCUUUGAGGAGAUUCAGUUUUUCAAUGGCCAAAACUACCACAAAGGCAUAGACUGGUACAUGGAGUUCUUCCCCAUCCCCUCCAACACCACCUCGGACUUCUACUUUGAGAAAAGCGCCAACUACUUCGACUCCGAGGUGGCUCCCCAGCGGGCCGCGGCCUUGCUGCCCAAGGCCAAAGUCCUCACCAUUCUCAUAGACCCCGCGGACCGAGCCUACUCUUGGUACCAGCAUCAGCGAGCCCACGAUGACCCCGUUGCCCUGAAGUACACCUUCCAUGAAGUGAUCACGGCCGGGUCGAACGCCUCCCCAAAGCUGCGGGCACUUCAGAACCGCUGCCUUGUUCCUGGCUGGUACGCCACCCACAUCGAGCAUUGGCUUAGCGCUUACCACGCCAACCAGGGACUGGACUCCUGGCUGAAAAAUGUUUCUUAUCCUGAACAAGCAAAGAUCCUGGUGUUGGAUGGCAAACUGCUCCGGACCGAACCGGCCAAAGUGAUGGACACUGUGCAGAAGUUCCUUGGGGUGACCAACAUUAUUGAUUACCAUAAAACUCUGGUGUAUGAUGCAAAGAAAGGAUUCUGGUGUCAACUGCUUGAAGGAGGGAAAACCAAGUGCUUGGGCAAAAGCAAAGGCAGGAAGUACCCAGAAAUGGAUUUGGAUUCACGAGCCUUCUUAAGAGACUAUUACCGGGACCAUAACAUCGAACUUUCUAAGCUGCUUUAUAAGAUGGGCCAGACCUUGCCCACUUGGCUGCGGGAGGACCUCCAGAACACUAGGUAGCUGCUGCCAUCCUCAUGACCAGAGUGAGCAUUCAUGAUGGCCAGGGAGCCCCCAGCCUCACACUGAGCCACCCGGGGUGUGGAACAUGGCCCAGAACUGCCAAGCACUUCUGAGCAGAACCCCACCAAGGCCUGACCUGGGAGCGGGAAGAAGAAGCGCCCGGUGCAGCCGAAGAGAGCUCCAGAGCCUCCCACAGCCCGGGCCUCCAGCCAGGCAGGAGGCCCCCAGCACUUCCUGAGACCUGCUCGAAGCUUCCCUAGGUGUAAGGUCGCUUCCACUUAGAGCGAAGCCCCUGCCUCGUGAGAGGGGUUCUGUACUACUCCUGACUGUGCCCGGCACUUCCCUUCCCCCAGGCAGGGCACUCCCUCAGUAUUAAUCGCUGGACAGUGAGGGGGGUAGAGUGGGCAGGAGGGGCCUUUUGCUAGAGAGGCGGGGGGUCCAGGAUACGCCCUGUCCAUUUCGGAAAAGGCCCUUCAGAGACGCGGGUCUGGUACUCGGAGCUGGUUACCAGGCUGGACUUCAGUCUGAUGGCCUCCAGGGAGUCCUGGAGCCCAUCUGAUCAAUACCUUCCCUUCUCUGUCCUUAACAUGUCUUCGGUACCUGCAGUAUCUAUUCAGUCCCCGGGGGAUCUUUCCGGGGGAUGUUUUUAACCCCCCAUCCUAACAUCCUGACUCCCAGGACCAGGUCCUGGGGCUGUCCCACAAUGCUUACCCUAACCUCUCCUCCCACCUCCUUUCCCCUCAUCAGCUAUGACUUACGUGGUGUUUUCUGUGGUAAAAGACUGAGGUGACCGCGGGUCCAGCUCCCAGAACCCAUUCCAGUGUACAUAAAAUGCUCCCUCCAGCCCCAAGCAAAGGCUAUGGGCAGCGAAGGUGGUGCCUACGGCCGGUACCUCUGCCUCUGUCCCUGCUCUGAGCAGGCCGAGGCUUCCCGGAGAACCUUUUAAAACCUCUCAAAUACUAAAAGCUGAAGUAUUUUAAUAUUUUGGUUUUUUGUUUCUUGGUGCCAGAGUUUGUGCCCUGAUUCCUGGGGCUCCACUGUGUUAUUUUAUAUAAACUGUCUCUGUCUGUAUCUCUCUCUGUCUCUCCCUCCUUCCCGCCUGUCUCCCUCCCUCCCUCUUUUCUGUCUGUUUCUCUCCCCCUUUCUUUUGUUGGUUUGUUGGGGUCCGGCCGCUGCUGCCAUCGGGAUGGUGGCGGGGCGCCUGGUCGCCGGGUCAGAGAGGUAGCCCCUGUCACUGACGGCUAAGGGAGGGUCUCGCUUCCUCUGUCUCACCUGAGGCUGCCUGAUUUUUAUCUCCUGCAGGCAGCAGAUAAAAUCAGGGAGGCACAGAUCCCCCGAGCUGGUGUCUGUCACACAGGCCAUGAUCCUGCCGUGGCACAGCUAUAUAUGUGUUAGGAAGAGAAGCCGGGCUUCGGCACUGGGAUUGUGGGUUUUCAGGGAUCUGGCGUUCCUGAUUGGGGAGGUCCAGUGUGCCUGGUAAGUUGCCUGAGAUCCUGGCCACAGAAAAACAAAACAUAGAAGGGUUUGAGUGAGGAAGAUUACCACGAGACCUGGAAACCCCCAUGUUCUUGUCAGCCGUUAGUUCUUCCCUAUGCUUUUGGGUAUGUCUGUGUUAGUCAUACAGCCCUGGCAGGAACGCCGAUGUAUUGAUCAUCUAGACGAUUGGAAAAGGAGACACACAAGGGACCAAUGUGAAUGUAUAGGUGGAUGGGGAAGGGGAAGGUGCCACUGAAUAAGCCUGUCUAACAGCAUCUGAUGGCAGCAGCAGGAUCUCGGCAUUGGGGAUGGUAGCUUAUCGGGCCUAUGUCUCUAGUUCAGCAUCCCUUAUCCUCCGGCCUGUGUGGAAAUGGCAAAGGCAAGGCAGAGACCUGAGGUUCCCAGCAUGGACACCAUACUCCUAUGGUGGGGGGGGGGGGGGGUGCCCUGCCACUUGGCUUAUUGGUACAAUUGGCGCUAUCCCCGCCUCUGUGGAAGACCAGGCCAAAGUACCUUUCCUGGAUCAGACUCCUAGGUGAGUCUGAGAGCCCUCCUAUAACAACGGGAGGUCAGAUUCAUGAGUCACCUAGAAGGGUGCAAAUGACAAUAGGAAGCCUGAGUGUAGGAUCAAGUUCAUCAGUGACUUCUGCCCUGAGAAGGGUAGUCUGAGAAGUCUUGUGUCUGGGGGAUUUAGGGUAGGAUAUGAAGAAAGAAAACCAAUGAGUCAUAACUUAAAUCCAGGUCUCUAUCCUGGAUGGAGAGAAGCCAGGAAGCAAAAAACAAUGCACACAUACUUCCUCUGGGAAACAUACAGAGUGAGUAGACAGAAUGAUUAAAGUGGUCCUUAGUACAAUCCAGUUCUUCAGAGAGAGAGACAGCAAUAAAAAUGAGUUGAAGGGAAAAAAAAAAAACUUAAAAAUAUGAAUUACUUGAGGCAAAAUUCUUUUUACAAAACUUCUGGGGAAACUGGAAAAUUUUGGCAAAAAUAGAGACUGGCAGCCAGCAUCACAUACCACAAUAAGUUCUAAGUGGAUGAGUGAUCUAAAAAAAAAUGACAUUAAAAAAAAGAGAGAGAAAUGGCAGUAUACUAGCCCAAGCAUACUCUUAAGGCAUUUCCAUAGAGUUCCAGAGGGCCAAUAUAAGGUAGGAUAGUGCUGUCUAGUUUUCUGUUAAAGAGUAUGACGUAUUACCUCCCCAGGUAAGAGAGGUAGGGCCAGGAAAGGUGAGAGUGCUAACACUGGGCAAGGGAGGGGCAGAAUUGCCUCAGCCAGGUAUCUUGUUCAGUUAGUUAUGGGGGCUGGAAAACCGCACUUGAUAUAAGUAAUUCUAACAAGGUUGUUAUGCUCUCACUUUGAGCCUGUCCAUGCACAGUAGCUGUAAGUAAACUCAGAACUGGUGUUUAUUAUGAUUUGGCUCUGGGCUGACUGGAAAAGAAUGAGGGAAAUGAGACGAAGGGAGAGUUUUUCAUGAAAGAGCAAUGCAACUUCUGGGGCCUAGGUGUUUCCUUAGUGGUUUUUCCUGGUGUUCCCCUAUGUUGUUUGGACCACUGUAGGACCCUGUCUGUGGGUGACUGCAGCUGACCCUUCUCUGCACUUGUGGGACCCUGACACAGAAUAGCUUCUGUACCUGGAUCCCAGUCAUUCUGAUCAGUGGAGGAGACACGAUGGAAUAGGAGUAUAUUGGAUGUUUGGGAAAACACUAAUGAAGGGCUCCUGGUGAGCCUUCCCUUUGCCCUUCCCCUCAAAGUACAAUAUUAGAUGCCAGGAAACACAAGCCCCAAGUCAAUCUGGAAGUGGAUCAUCUGCAGAGUAACGUUUUCUCCUUUCUGGAAACCUGACCAUGUGACAGGUCCAUGCAUCUCAGUUGUUAGCCAAAGAAAAAAGGAUACGGUGAUUAGGGGAAGGUAGAACUGGGUUGCAAGGACUGAUCCUGGCUUGAAGAUCUGUGGAGCCAGAGUUGAGAGCCAACCCCAUUCUAAAGUCCAAGAUAGAAUGGGAUUCUCACCCAAUACCAAAUUGUUUGAAUGAUUACAGCUUUGUAGUGUAGUUUGAGAUCUGGUACUAUUAGGCCCCCUUCUUUCCCACUUUUUUGAAAUAUUUUGAUAUUUUUUUAGUUGAUUCCCUUGAUAUUCUUGACCUUUUUUUCUAAUGGGAUUCUCUAAAAAAGACCUACUCACCCCAUCUUUUCCUUAACUUGGUGCUAGAGUGGGAUUUAUCGAGGAUCCACAAUUGCUGACUUAGUGGGCAGAAUGCUAUAAAAACUGAUGGGUGAUAGAGAAAUCUUGGGUCCCUGAGUCUAGUAAAGAUAAUUACCUGUCUUGCCAAUAACAGGCAUAUUGAUAUCUUUUCUAGCUGGAAUUCUUUGGCGGGUCAUUGGGACACAGGAAGAGAGCUGACUGCCUUCUUGUCUGGUUGCCCUGGGUUAUCGGGGGCAAGUUUAUAGAUUCAACCGAUUGUCCUGUCCCAGUGCUGUAUAUUGCUCUGAGUCAGGAAGCAAGCCCAUGUGGUGGUCUCUUGCAGGCUCACUUUGGAUAGCAGCAUCUCUAAGCUAUUUACUGAUUCAGGAGUCAGGUAUCGCCCACUGAUCCUAACCCCUCAUAAAACUGUGAAGUGACUCAGAUGUAGUGUUCCCAUUACCCCCCACCCGGCCUCUACCACGGCUAGGUUCAUUCCUUCUCAUUGUGGCAAAAGCUGUAAGAGAGCUCCGUCUGGACGUCAUCAUCUGCCCUCCACAUUAACUCUUUCGGUUCCCUCUCCUCCCCCUUCAUAUUUACAAAGCCAGGCCGAGAGAAGUCACUCCUUUCUGGCCAGACUCCCUGUAUAUCAGCUUUUGCCACCCCAGACUUUGGAUUCUGUCUUGCGCCUCUCCUCUGAAGGGCUUCCCCAUCUUGGGUUUCUGAGCCUCCUGCCACAGUUGUAAUAUUUUCUGGUUUUGUUAAACUCCCAAUGAUGUCUGAAUAGAGAUGAGAUGGAAAGUACACUUCUAGCUUCUCAAGAAGAUAUUCUUUAAUUGUAGAGAGCUACUGGAAGUGGGGCGGGGAACUCAAGUGUUUGGACAAAAGUAAAGGAAGAAAGUACCCAGAAAUAGAACUGGCUGGGAAUAGUUGGAGCUACUUCUUUUAGAUACCAUGCUAGUGGGAUUUACCCGAACCCAGCUGCUCUGUGUUUUGAGAUGGCAGCAGAGUCCCCACAAUUGUAAUUUCCUUUUGAGUCUAGAUGCACCAGGCAGUGUGGACCUGGGAGGGGAGGAGAAUUUGUUGGAGCUGCUAUUAUAGCUCUGGAAGUUGAAGGCAAUUCCAUCCCAUUUGGGUGGGAGGCUAAAUGAUAUAAGACCUGUUACUCUGGCUUAGUUGGGACAGGCUGGAGCCAGGUCAAAAUGUGCAGUAGUUAAACGAAGCCCUGUUGGGAUAGGGAGAUAGGAGUUUAAAAACUCGGGCAGUCCUAGGGAAGACAGGUUGGCAAGGAUCCUGUCUGUUAUUGCUGCUGCUUCCUUUUAACAGAGCUGGAGAAUUCCAUCCUUUUGGGAGCUGCCAUGCUAGGUCUGGAAACCUGAACCUAAUGGAGUGAUGUCAUUGUGAUUAGAGUCUUAACAGUUCCUCUGCUGAUGGAAAAGGCCUAAGGGAUAAAGCAUCAUUCUCAUAGAAAUCCUUGAGAAAGAGAUCUCCAAUGUUCUUUUCAUAGAUUUCCUGAUACUUCUUCCCUUCCUCAGUCCCCAUACCCAAGUAAGGCAUCCUAAGGAAAGGACUCAGCCUGUCAAGGAGAUAUCAACUGUUAGUGACUGGUAUCAUUAACUGGACUUGAGAAGACUGACCCAGUGACAACUAAUAAUCAAUUGAGAUACUUCAUUGCAGAAGUCCAACAUGGAAAAGAUCUCAAUAGGUUAGAAUAAUGAGAAAUUAUAGUAGAAUUAAAUGUAAAACCUUGAUUAAAAAAAGUCAAACUGCACAAUUGUAGAAUUGGAGUUGGGGGGGGUGGGGGUGGAAAGAUAUUUUGAUGUGGGGGAAAAAGUGAUGCAGAGAUGAGAACCAUCCCUACCAUGAGAGCUUUAAAUUCAUCUUGAAGAAGCCUCCAAACCUGUCAAGGGAGUAUAGUUUUUAUCCCUCUGCCUUUGUGUAAGUGGAAGCUGACAGCUUGGAAGGAGGCUCCUUCUUCAUCAAUAAUUUUCUUUCUGCAUUAGGAGUUAGGUUGGCAGAGUCCAAGAGGCAAUAUUAAUCAGCUCUUCCCAAAUUGCCAGAAAUCUGGACUCCAAGCUUUGGCUGCUUUUCUAAGAUUGAGGGUCUUGUUGCCACCACAUGGGUUAGCCAAUAUCUAUCUGGGCUGCUGCUGGUACCAGUCCCCUCAGUAGGCAGGCAUUUGUGAAGCAUCUGCUCUGCACAUAAUCAUGUUCUUGGUGUAGCUUGGGAAAAAAGCAUAAAACCUCAUCCUCUCAUAACAAAGUCAUAGCCUAGUAGAGGAAACAAAUUAAAAAACCAAAACAACCACUUAAAAAAUGAGUUUCUGCUUAAAGUGUCAUAUUAAUGAUCAACAUAGUAAAAUCUAAACUGAGGAGGGGAAAGUGAUCCAGGCCAAAGGCAGUUUAGAAAAACUUCACAGAGAUGGAAUUUGGGAUCUUAGGGCACUCAUGAUGGGUAAAAUUUCAGGUGGAGAAGAAGGGGAAGGCGUGGAAGUGGGACUGUGAGGGAGAAGGAAAGAAAUCCUCACUGAAUCUUUUUGCCUUUGGUCCAAGGAACUAGGCAUACUUCUCAGAAAAGGGGAUUUCCUGUUGAGCUUGAAUUCUACCCACUUGUGUUGCCUUGCACUCAGGGAGAGCCUGGGAAAUAUUUGCUUUGUCCUUUCACCUUUGGGUUCAUACUGGCUGGAAUAAGGUCUGGUCUGCUCACAUGCCUAAGGAAUGAGGAGUCUGACCCAUGAUUUCUGUAUGUCCUGUCCCUCUGGGCCUUGGGUAAGAAAAAUUGGCAGUGGAAACUCUAAACAAAUGACUCUAAAGAGUCUGGGUGAAAUGAGCUAUGUUUUUUCACUUGAAAGUUUCCCCUACUCCACCUGCCUUCUCUCUCUGGCUCUGAUUCAUUGACAUAUAUAUAUCCUACAAGAGUCGGGGUGGGAAGGGAAGAGGGUGCGUGGAGAGUGGGGGAACCAAAAAGGUUAUACGGAAAGUGCAAACAAAGCAAAGAAAGGUUUAUAUAGCUCUUUGUUUUUAUUAUCUUCAAGACCCCCUCUCCCCUUUUGCCAAUCUUUGAAUAGACUCCAUGUCUCUUCCUGGGGAGAGGAAACCCAUAGUUGGGAUGUGGGGGGAAGGGAGGAGCAGUGUUAAGGGAAAGAGAAGGAUCUCUUCCCAUCUUAGGAGGGAUGGGGUGGGGGGCAAGGUAAAGCUCAACCCAUCUCUCUUGUUCCUAGUGCUCUUAUACCAGCCUUUUGGUUUCAUUGGAAAAGAAAACCUUCAUCACUAAUGUACAAUCUUGAACUAACUGCUAAUAAAAUGGGAUUGUUUGUAUUCA
Molecule: messenger RNA, 9697 nt
Organism: Antechinus flavipes (yellow-footed antechinus)
Lineage: Eukaryota; Metazoa; Chordata; Mammalia; Dasyuromorphia; Dasyuridae
Gene: NDST1
Product: N-deacetylase and N-sulfotransferase 1
Exons: 15
Coding region: 43-2727 (894 amino acids)
Cellular component (GO): Golgi apparatus
Molecular function (GO): deacetylase activity; heparan sulfate N-sulfotransferase activity
Source: RefSeq, a predicted model, not a curated record